GUCAUUCUUUAAAAUGCAGUACUAUUAUACGUAUUCGCUAUUAUUAAUAUUUUGCAAUAUAGCAAACUGCGCUAAAAUUUUGGGUAUAUUUCCUUGUCCUGGAUAUAGCCAUUUUAUUUUGGGGGAAAAGCUUUUCGGAGAAUUGGCUAAGAGGGGACAUGAAGUGACUGUAAUAAGUGAAUUUGAGCCGAAUGAGAAAAUUGAAAAUUAUGUAACAAUCAAAACGAAAAAGUCUGAGCCAUUCGAUAACGAAUUUGUGCUAACGUGGUCAAGAGCAAAUCCAUUUUUCUUGAAUAAAAACUUUCUAGAUAACGGAAUCAAACAAUCAGAAGACUUUCUGCAACAAAAAAAUGUUCAAGAAUUUAUCAAUUCCAAUCGCACAUUCGACUUGGUAAUCGUAGAUAAUUUUAUCAACGAAGCUCAUAUGGCGUUUGCAGAACAUUUCAAGGCACCUUUAGUAGUUUUUAGUUCACAGCCUUUGAUGGAGUGGAAUUAUCAUUUUGUCGGGAAUGUAAAAUUACCUUCGAUUAGUCCUCAUUAUGUAACAGCAUACAAAAACCAAAUGAGCUUUUUCGAAAGAUUAAAUAACCUGAUGUUAAGUAGUUUUGAUUUUGUUUACAAAGAAUUAAAAUAUUUUCCAGCUCAACAAGCUUUGGUUGACAAAUAUUUUCCGAAUAAAAUGAACCUUAAAAAUGUAUUUACAAAUACCGAAAUGUUGUUACUGUUUUCACAUCCUUUGACCACAGGGCCAGCUUUAACGACAAGUUCUGUAGUAGAAGUAGGAGGUUUUCAAAUUGAGUCUAAAAAGCUUCCCAACGAUGUUCAAACCGUCUUAGAUGGUGCUAAAAAUGGAGCCAUACUUGUUAGUUUGGGAACAAAUAUACAAUGUAAAAGUUUGUCUAAGGAGCAGCUCAAUGCGUUUUUGAACGUUUUUCGAAAAUUCCCUCAAACGAUAUUGUGGAAAUGUGAACUCGAAAUACCUGACAAACCUGAUAAUUUAUUUUUGUCAAAGUGGUUGCCACAAUCACCUAUUCUUGCUCAUCCCAACACAAUCGCAUUUAUCACUCAUGGCGGUUUAUUAAGUGUUACUGAAGCGAUUCAUUAUGGAGUACCUAUGAUUACCAUCCCCGUUUUUGGAGAUCAAAUUAUGAACUCAGUUAGAAUUGAGAAAAAUGGUAUUGCUGAACGUUUGGACUUCUUAGAUUUAACUGAAAACAAAAUAUAUGAAGCUGUAAGGAAAGUUACCACAAACCCAGAAUACAAAAAACAAAUGCAGAGAGUGUCAAGAAUAUUUAGAGACCAACCGUCUAAGCCUUUAGAUCGAGCAAUUCAUACAGUCGAAUAUGUCCUUAAAUACAAGCCAGGAUCAUUGAUAAGGAGUCCCGCUUUACGUUUGUGGUGGUUCCAACUAUAUAUGCUUGAUGUUUUAUUUUUUAUUUUUGUAUUCAUUUUUCUGUUCUAUUUAUUGAUAUCAUUAGUUUUUAGAAAACUGAUGUUUAGUGCAAAACAAAAUAAAAGAAAAACUGCUUAA
This is a messenger RNA of Psylliodes chrysocephalus, 1531 nucleotides long. Lineage: Eukaryota; Metazoa; Arthropoda; Insecta; Coleoptera; Chrysomelidae. The record is from the annotation of a GenBank genome assembly.